This is a messenger RNA of Salmo salar (Atlantic salmon), 1282 nucleotides long. Its product is annotated as B-cell antigen receptor complex-associated protein alpha chain. Gene Ontology annotation, biological process: B cell differentiation; B cell receptor signaling pathway. NCBI's taxonomy places the organism in Eukaryota, Metazoa, Chordata, Actinopteri, Salmoniformes, Salmonidae. The record is from RefSeq and is a predicted model, not a curated record. Gene Ontology annotation, cellular component: B cell receptor complex; external side of plasma membrane.
CCUGACACAGAGAGACCAACAAAAGAGGAAGGAAGGUUUAUUCACAAGAUAACUGGGUAGAAGUGUAUAGCUGUGUUGAAAGGAACAACACUCAAAUAACAUAAAGGCUUAUUUUCUGCAACGACUGGCAAACAAUAUAAAACACAGUGAAGAAGAUGGUGGCCGUGACAUUCUUGUUCCUCUGCUUCUGGGCUGUAGGUGACCUCAGCCGUAUCCAGGUUACUCUGGAGCCAGACAGGACCUCUGUGAGGGUGCAGCUCUCUCACACCGCCUCCCUGCGCUGCUGCUACUCAGUCACAGGGGGAGUCGUGGACACCACCUGGGCCACCAGCCCCCACACGGUCAAUGGCACGGCCCAAGUUCGGGGAGUGGACCGGAGAGACAACCGUGUGACGAUGGAUGGGGGGAACCUGACGGCGGCAGGGGUCAUGUGUCACACACUCAUCCUGAGGGAGGCCCGUCUGAACGACUCAGGGUUGUACCAGUGUUUCCUCAACCAUAGCGCCCUGUGGCCCCCUCUAUACACCCACGGCACCUUCCUGCAUGUCUACAGGCCGAUGGUGAAGAUUCUGGACAUCAGUGAAAGCACCAAGAACGGCAUCCUGACUGCUGAGGGAAUGUUACUGAUGAUGGCAGUGCUUCUGCAUGGUACCAUGAUGCUCUUUAAGACGAAGAAACUCAAUCAACUGAAGAAGAAAAGGGUCAAAGAGGAAGAGGAGAAUAUCUAUGAGGGUCUAAAUCUGGAGGAAUGCUGCUCCACAUAUGAUCAGAUCCAGCGCUCUCUGGUGCAGGGCCCCUACCAAGACGUGGGAAACAUGAUUAUGGAGGAGGAGGAGGAAAUCCAACUGGAGAAGCCUUGAAUGAGAGGGGGAAGGAAGGAGGGGGAGGAAGAGAGAGGGUGGGAGAAGAGAAGAGUAAUUUGAUAGAAUAGAAUUGUGGUGAGGGUUUUGAUAGGAAUUUUCUUAACUGCCCCCCCCCCCCUUAUGUUUGAGUUUAUAGAGGUGACCUGCGUUUUCCUUGCAGCCUUUGCUUAUAUUUGAAUCUAAUUUCUUAGUGGACCAAAAAGACAGUAACCUACAAUGUCAGAGGGCAUUUUGCUUUCAAUUUAGCCUUUCAUUACCAAUGCCAGUAUCUAACCACUUUAUAUUCAUAAGAGAUUUUUUUUUCUGCAUGUUUGCAUUUUCUAUGCUUUGUGUAUGCAUUGGCCAAAUGUUUUUUUCUCUCUCCAAUCUCCAUAAUUCAAGGCCUGGAUUGUGCUUUGUAAAUACAAUUUUAAAACUGA